GGGAUAAGAACAUAUCCGGACAGAAUCGCUUGCAUUCGACUAUGCUUUCUAUCGCUAAUGGCUUCUGCGAAACCAGAAACCCAUGAAUCCGUCUUUGGAUAGCGGCCGUGACCUCGCAUUCCACGAUAAUCGACACGCAUACGCAUCCUCUCUCUAUGUUUGCUUUGUACCGGUCAAAGUACCCUGAUGGGCAGUAUGAGACGGUGUUUGACUUUGUCAAAGGUGCGUAUGUGGGUAAGGGGAUGGAGACGAUAGUAGACGUGUGGCGCGAGCCGGAGGUGUUCAUGCGAGGGACAUGGAAGGAGCUGGCAGAUGGGAAAUGGGAGGGCAUCAAGUAUCGAUUCGUUAACGGCGUUCACCCACAUGAAGCAAAAUCGUUUACCCUUAUUGUGGAGUCGGAGAUUCUCACUGUGCUGUCACAUCCGUCGUGUGUUGGCCUUGGUAAGAUCGGGUUGGAUUACCACUACACACGUUCUUGCUGCCAGACGUCCAGCAACAGUGUUCGCCCAUCAGCUACGGGUAGUCAUUGAUCGCGGUAUCCCGAUUACAGUUCAAUCAAAAACGGCAGGACAUAUAUUAAACCACUAAUGGCCAUAGACUUUUCUAGACCCACUAAUUCGU
Messenger RNA from Guyanagaster necrorhizus, 621 nucleotides. RefSeq lists its product as uncharacterized. The transcript is spliced from 4 exons. Gene Ontology annotation, molecular function: hydrolase activity, acting on ester bonds. Lineage: Eukaryota; Fungi; Basidiomycota; Agaricomycetes; Agaricales; Physalacriaceae. Bases 156 to 530 code for a protein of 124 amino acids. The record is from RefSeq and is a predicted model, not a curated record.